Messenger RNA from Hyalella azteca, 2509 nucleotides. RefSeq lists its product as uncharacterized. Gene Ontology annotation, biological process: SCF-dependent proteasomal ubiquitin-dependent protein catabolic process. The record is from RefSeq and is a predicted model, not a curated record. The transcript has 2 exons. Gene Ontology annotation, cellular component: SCF ubiquitin ligase complex. NCBI's taxonomy places the organism in Eukaryota, Metazoa, Arthropoda, Malacostraca, Amphipoda, Hyalellidae. Gene Ontology annotation, molecular function: protein binding. Bases 92 to 2215 code for a protein of 707 amino acids.
ACUCGUGGGUGAAGCACAUGGAAACUCCCGGGGUCUAGUAUCUGGUCACAGAAAAUCUUUUAUUGCGAGUUCAGCCAGACGCUUCUCCUUCAUGGUGUCCAACUCGGCAUGGACUAUAGUGACCGACUUCUCUCGUGUACACCAAGGCUGGAAGGAUAAAUUUGAUUGGAUACUCACAAAAGUCAGCGUGUACAGGAGACAAAACACGCUAGCCAACGAGACACCGGGCGCGGAAGAGUCUGACAUACGUCAAUUCUUCCGGAAUGCGAUGAGAAAACUUCUCGUACACUUGGGUAAAUUUAACAUCCGCACCCUGUUGCAGAAAACUUUUCCUUUCUUUAUGCCAUCAGUUGAAUAUGGUGUGUUAGAAAAUGUAGACGUAGCCCUAGAAAGAGAAGUCAACGAAGAAGCAGAACAAAAUAAUAUCGAUAACGAAGCAGUAGAUGUUGAGGAAGUAGAAGACGGAUCGAUGGGAGAAGAAAGAAACGAAAGCAACAAAGAAGAAUCAAUGGAUAACAUUGAUAUAACUGAUGAAGACACAGAUGAUCCAGAAUUAGAAGACAAUGACAUACCCGACGUAAUGGAAAAUGUAAAAUUCAUCGAAAGAUUAGUUAAAAUGGAUGGAGCGGAUGAAGAACAAGUAGAUUCGCAGAAUAACAUGCUAAUGAGAAACAACCUGAAAAUCAAAGAGCUUCUGGGAAAUUACCUAAUGUUAACAGUGGAGAAGCUAAAGAAAGAAGAAAACCGAAUCGAAAGGAAAGUGACGCGCACAUGCUCGAAGACAAUGGAACUAAGACAACGACUUGGAGAUGACUCUAAGGUAUCAAAAUACGAGAAAAAACUUGAAGCCCUCUGUGUCGAGUUAGAACAAACAAGGGAUAAAAAAAAUAUGGGUCUUAAAUUCAUCGAAAGGAUCAGACAUCUUGAUAACGCCACACAGUUCUACGUCUUGGAAGACGAAUGCGAAGUAGCACAGCACAUUCUGCCGCACAUAUUGUGUCCGGUGAUUACAGUACCAAAACAUAUUCGAGAAGAAAACAAAACUAUUUCUUCAUUGCCUAAUGAAAUGCUAGAAAAGGUUUUCUCGUAUAUCUCUCUGAAUGAUAUGCUUGUCAACGUUCUCCUGGUAAACAAACGUUGGAACGAAGUUGGCAACAACUCAAAGUGUUGGACCAAUGUUGACCUGAGCAAGCUGCCGUGCAGAGCCAAAAAUAGUUGUGGUGGUAGGAACUUGUUCGAUUAUCAUGGCCGAUCGAAGCGAGUGAAGAAUUUGACUGGUUCUGAUAUAACUGACGGCUUCAUAAAAAAUGUCGUGGCUCACUGUCCGAAUCUCAGAUCGUUGAAAAUGCUCUCUGUGAAGCAAAUUUCAGAAGGAAGCUUCGCAACAUUGGCAAAAAGCUGUCCGUCAUUACACCGAAUUCAAUCGGAGUACUCUCGCUCAGCAGCUAACCCUCCAGAGGCAUGGAUACAAGAAGCUUGCCAGUUGCCAAGUUUAAGAGAGUUUUAUCUAUGCAACAGAUACCAAUUGAAUACGGAGUUAGUUUCCAUCAUUGCGACAAACGGAAAUCGCUUACAGGACAUCUCAGCAAACGUAGCAUUUGCGAGCGACGAUGGAAUCACAGAAAUGCUCGUGAACUUGAAACAAAGCCUCAGGAGACUUCACCUACUUCUUUGUGAAUUUACGCCGGAAAUGAGAAGAGCACUGCACGAAUGCAAGAAAUUGUUCUGCUUGAAUAUUACCGCAAUAGAAGUACCAUUCAGCCUAGGACAGGAUCAUUUCUGUGCUCAUCUAACGCAAUUGACUCAUCUAGACAUCUCACUUUCAAUUUUUUCUUCAACUUUGCACGUUCCUGUGAUGUUCCGGAAUCUAGUUUUGCCUAACGUAACAGUAUUGAGUAUCUCUAAACUAAGAGUUUGUGACACCGGAUACGAUGAAAUGGUGCGCGAUAUUGUAGUAGCUUUUCCAAAGUUGCGGGUGUUCACUAUCGCGAUCUGUCGACCAUACAUAUUAGCAAUGACUCCAUACAUGUUCAAAACCUGUAAAGACUUGAAGUGCAUCAAGGUAGCAGUGCAAGGUGAUAGUGCGGGUUUGGCAGACCUGGCAAAGAAAAGCUUCAAAAUACAUGGCCUGAACAUCAGCAUGCAGUGCAGUGGCCCAUUGAAGCCAUGUAGGCAUUUACAGCCACCAGUGAGGCAAAGAGUGCGCGAGGUGUGAAAAUGCCGAAUUUGAACUCUUUUCUUUCUUGAGUCCACAUUUUGGUGCUUCUUUCUAUUGCAUAAGCUAAUCCAUGCUGGAUGGUAUGUUCACUGUUGAGGUGUAAAUAAGCUUGUGUUAGUAAUUAGAUAUUGCAAUUGUCAUUACUUGCACCUUUUUGAUAAGGUGCUGAGAUAUGCUGCUAAUCGUUCUCUUGUGAGACAGCGUAUUUUCCGCUUGAAUGUUUUUCCUCUGAUAUGAGUUUCUUAAGUAUUUAAUGAAACGUGUCAAAAUUAUGAUGAGGAAUGUCGUCAG